This is a messenger RNA of Alternaria burnsii, 777 nucleotides long. RefSeq lists its product as uncharacterized. The transcript has 2 exons. Lineage: Eukaryota; Fungi; Ascomycota; Dothideomycetes; Pleosporales; Pleosporaceae. The record is from RefSeq and is a predicted model, not a curated record. The coding region runs from base 1 to 777 and encodes 258 amino acids.
AUGUUCAGUUCGCUAGGGACCAAGAUAGCCCUCCGGAAAGCCGGAUUAGGCAAUGUCAAGCUCCCAAAGACCGACGACUUGUUUGGUAGUGGGAACACCAAGAAGGGGAGCACCAACGGCGCCGAUGGAGGAGACACAGGCUUCGCCAACCCCUUCGCAAACGUACAAUGGGGCGUACCAAAAGCCCUACAAUCUUGGACAACGCCUCCACCGCCCCAGACCCCGGUGCGCAAGCCACCAAACAUUGGAGAUCGAGCACAAACACACACGAAGCUGCAAUUCCCAACGGCCGACGGACGGCCGACUAUACUGCUGUUCCUAAGGUUCUGCGGGUGUCCUUUCUCCGAGAAGCUCUUCCUCUCGCUCCGAACCCUCGCGAACCGCCAUACUUCGAUCCACUUCGUCGCAAUUUCCCACUGCACACCCGCUGCAACCACAGAAUGGCUCAAGAAACUCGGUGGAGCCUGGAACGUAGAUGUAGUAGUGGAUCAAGACCGGGAACUAUACGCGCUAUGGGGUCUAGGCAUAGCUACUUGGGGCCAUGUGCUGCAUCCUAGGAAUGGCUACAAUCAGGUCAUGCUCCGGAAGAAUGAGGGUGUCUGGGGACAACAGGUUGGAGAAGGAGCAUGUCGAUGGCAGAUUGGCGGAGCAUAUGCAGUCGAUGGGAGGGGUGUUGUUACAUGGGGUUCACCGAUGCAGUCAGUAGACGAGGCGAUACCAUUCGAACACGGCGUAAUGUCACUUGGAUAUGGAGAGACGCAUAGACUGGGACUGUGA